Megachile rotundata (alfalfa leafcutting bee) is the source of this 1730-nucleotide messenger RNA. Its product is annotated as gamma-aminobutyric acid receptor subunit alpha-6. NCBI's taxonomy places the organism in Eukaryota, Metazoa, Arthropoda, Insecta, Hymenoptera, Megachilidae. Gene Ontology annotation, cellular component: membrane. The record is from RefSeq and is a predicted model, not a curated record. Gene Ontology annotation, molecular function: GABA-A receptor activity; extracellular ligand-gated monoatomic ion channel activity. Gene Ontology annotation, biological process: monoatomic ion transmembrane transport.
GUCUAUUCAAUAUUUCGACAGAUAUUUUAUUGGUGCCUCGGAAAAAACAGAUUCUUCGAUUAUCCUUCAACGAAAUGAUCAUACUGAUAUAUCUGGUGUUAUUGUUAACCUAUGAAAAAAGGAAUCAUGCCCUCGACGUAAUUUCACCAUCAGCAAAAACUUCUAAGGCUAUGGCUACCAGAGGAGCCGUGAACGACGUCGUCUCUAAGAACAUUACUAUGGUUCUUGAAAAUCUGCUGAUGAAUUAUGAGAACAAUCAACUACCUACACAUGGAAAAGGUACACCAACAGUAGUGAAAACGAAUAUUUUAAUAAGAAGCAUGGGUCCUGUGUCAGAAUUGGAUAUGGACUAUUCAAUGGACUGUUACUUCCGGCAAUCAUGGCGGGAUUCUCGGUUGAGUUUUCUAGGCCCAAUAAAAUCGUUAAGUCUAAGCAUUAAAAUGUUGGAAAGAAUUUGGAGGCCAGAUACGUAUUUUUAUAAUGGGAAACAUAGUUAUGUGCACACCAUCACGGUACCCAAUAAGUUAUUAAGAAUCUCUCAGGACGGGGAUAUUCUUUAUUCAAUGAGACUUACUAUAAAAGCAAAAUGUCCAAUGGAACUCAGGAAUUUUCCCAUGGAUCGACAAUCUUGUCCUCUUAUUCUUGGAAGCUAUGCAUACACUUCCGGUCAAUUAGUUUACGAGUGGCAAGAAGGUUCUUCCGUAAAUUUUGUUCCUGGAAUGGCUCUUUCGCAAUUCGAUUUAAUGGGUUCACCGUACAGGAACUUAACUUUUGUCCGACGGGAGGGUGAAUUUUCGGUUCUUCAGGUCUCCUUCAACUUACAACGGCAUACUGGUUAUUUUCUCAUUCAGGUUUAUGUGCCCUGCGUUUUAAUAGUGGUACUAAGUUGGGUCUCAUUUUGGAUCCACCGUGAGGCUACCAGUGAUAGAGUUGGUUUAGGUAUAACCACUGUUUUGACAUUAUCUACUAUUAGCCUUGACUCUAGAACUGAUUUGCCAAAGGUCCGUUAUGCUACUGCUCUAGAUUGGUUUUUGCUAAUGAGUUUUGGAUAUUGCAUUGCUACUCUUUUAGAAUUUGCUGGUGUGCACUACUUUACCAAGGUUGGUAGUGGUGAAAUUCCUUUAGAUGAAGAAGAGUUGGAAAAUGAAAGUGAAACUGAUUUUCAAGAUGGGUUUUGUAGUAUCGUAUCAUGCAGUCCUCAAACUGUUCAUCCAGAGACAAUAAUAGACAUACAUCGAAGAAGAAGUUCAUUAAUAUGUGAUGUUUAUGGUAUUAAUGAAUCAGCGUCUUACGGGAGAGAAUCAAUGACGGUUUCCGUUACUUCAAAACCGUCGACUAUGGAAAGACAAACACAAACGGAUGUAUGGAUACCAAAAUGGCGGCAGUUCCUUUAUUGCCUCGCCGGAGAUGAAGCAUUUAGACGACGCAGGCAAAAGGAAGCAGCUGGAAAUUGCAGAAAACAUGGAGAAAAAAUUGCAAGACACAUAAACAGUGUUUCUUAUAUUGAUAAAGUAGCACGAAUAGUAUUUCCAGCCUCCUUUGGAUUUCUUAAUGUUUGUUAUUGGCUUAUUUAUGUCACCUAUCAAGAAGAAUUCAAAUGGCAGGAUCCACCACUCGGAUCUAUUUCUCAAUAAUUGGAUUGAAAUAUCAAAUGAGAUAGAAAUGUACAUAUCUAACUUAGAUCGAAUUGUUUAAUGUAUAAGUUAUAAUAAAUUAUUGUUUUAAAUGUU